AAUGAUUCUUGUCAGCUGAAGCCAGUACUGGCUGUAGGGCACACCCUGCUCACUGACCGCUGACCUGGGAGACUGCAGUGGACACAGGCCCUAGAGCUCCAGCUCCCGGAAGUGUUAAUCCUGAGGGGUAGACAUUCUUCCCACCUACUGUGGCCCCAUCAGGAUGAUCCCCAAGGAGCAGAAGGAGCCAGUGAUGGCUGUCCCAGGGGACCUUGCUGAUCCAGUCCCUUCGCUGGACCUGGGGAAGAAGCUGAGUGUGCCUCAGGACCUAAUGAUAGAGGAGCUGUCUCUACGAAACAACCGAGGAUCCCUCCUCUUUCAGAAGAGGCAGCGCCGGGUGCAGAAGUUUACCUUCGAGCUCUCAGAAAGCUUGCAGGGUAUCCUGGCGGGUAGUGCCCGAGGGAAAGCGGCUGGCAGAGCAGCGGUGGCAACGGUUCCCAAUGGCUUGGAGGAGCAGAACCACCACUCCGAGACGCACACGCACGUGUUCCAGGGGUCACCUGGGGACUCCGGAAUCGCCCAUCCUGGAGCGGCUGGGACUGGGUCUGUUCGUAGUCCAAGCGUCCUGGCACCAGGCUAUGCGGAGCCACUGAAGGGCGUCCCACCGGAGAAGUUCAACCACACCGCCAUCCCCAAAGGGUACCGUUGCCCUUGGCAGGAGUUCAUCAGCUACCGAGACUACUACCCGAGUGGCAGCAGAAGUCACACUCCCAUCCCCCGCGACUAUCGCAACUUCAACAAGACCCCAGUGCCAUUUGGAGGACCCCAUGUUGGGGAGGCCAUUUUCCACGCAGGCACCCCCUUUGUCCCGGAGCCCUUCAGUGGCUUGGAACUUCUCCGCCUCAGACCCAAUUUCAACAGGGUUGCUCAGGGCUGGGUCCGGAAGCUCCCGGAGUCUGAGGAGCUGUAGCCUCAGCCUGAAGCUACAAUUCCCUGGGCUCGAGGCCCAAGAAACGUUAUGCUUGUCUGACCUUGCUUGCUUUUCUUUCUUUCUUUCCUCCUAUACCCAGCCCCCAACCCCAAGUAUUUCAUUUCUCCCUUUACUGAGACAGGAUCUCACCCUGUAGCCUAGAUUGGCGUGGAACUCAUAGCCCCACCUGGCCUUGCCUCAGCAUCCCACGUGCUAGGAUUACAAAGUCGGCAUUAGAGGCUGACCUCAGCACAUAAAGAGCUUUCACACCCUGAACGUUAUUAGAUACAGCAGUUCAAAGGUCAAUGAGUUCAUUAAUCCUCAAAGCGGAUGUGUAUCAAACAUUGUAUCAUCUAAUGUGGAUUUGGAACCUGCCCCAGACUCAGUCUCAGAUUGGCCUGUGACAGGAGCUAGUAUCAAGUACUCCAGGUGACCCGUGUAACCUGCCUGUGAUGUGUGUCUGUAGGAAGUGACAGCCAUGCCUGCCUCUGCCUGACCCCAGCAGCUGUCACUUCCCUGAUGACAGGAUGCUCAGUAGUAGUCCGUCUAUGUGUAGAUUGUCCUGAUUAUUAGGAAGGAGUAACUUGGGAAUGCAGCUGUUUGUAGAACGCUUGCCUAACAAGCCUAACACGCACCAAACCCUGGGCUUCAUCCUAGCACCACAUUAACUAGGCUUAGUGGGGUUAUGCCUAAAAUCCCAGCACUCGGCAGACACAGGCAAGAGGAUUGGAAGUUUGAGGUCUGUGCUCGCUUCAGCAGCACAUAUUAUUAAAAUCGGAAGUUUGAGGUCAUCCUUGACUAGAUGGUGAAUUUAAGGCCAGCCUGGGCUACAAGAGACUAUCUUAGCUGCUGAUUGACAGACGUGCACCCCAUUAGCUGUCAUCUGUACAUGCUCCCAGCGUUUCUGAAACAUGCCCCAUGCUGGAUGGUGCCAGGCCCAGGUCUCAGGAAGGCCAUGACAGGAAGACGGUUUGUAAGGCAGGUAUAUACUGACAGCUGAGAACAAAGUAACUGGGAAGAGAAGAACCCCAAGUGAGCUGGUGGGAUUUCACAAAGUUCCCAGAAGGCUUGAACCAGACCUUAGAGAAGGAACAAGAGCCCACCAAGAAAAUAAGAUUGUGAUAAAAGGUCAUUUUUGGUAUGUUUUGAGCUGGGUAUUGAAGUGCGGUGUUUUGGAGAGGCGAGGCUGUAGUAGAGACAGAGGCUAAAGGGACAAGGAGUUAGCAAUGGCCUCAGUGGUUGCUGUGUAGCACCCAGGAGUGAUGCUAGACACUAGGAUGUCCACAAGGCACAAGGAGCAGGAGGGGAUUAAGGGAGUGGAGGGUGUCAGCCUGUGAUGUCCUUUAUAGAACAGCUACAAAGUAGGACACGUAAUGACACCAUCCCGUCCUCCAUUCUGUACAGAUUCUAGUCCAAGUGAUGGGGCUGCGACUGCUAAUUGUAGAGUGUGGACAAUGCCUUGGUGGCGCUCGCCAUACUCUGCUCCACAGAUGUGGCUAUCCAGUCUCUAGACCGAAAGGAGCAGAGCUGAAGAGACAGAGUCCGUGAAGGAUUCCAUCAAAGAGAACCACUGCUCUGACUGAGCUGACGCUCACCCAUUCUGGAGUCGUGGAGCGGUGUCCUGUUUUGUGAUUUAGGGUUUAAUAGUGGGGGCUUGGGUAUCCCACUAGUUGGGAUUUGGUUAAUCUGAGUGGUAUGAGCUUGGGAAAGCCACUUCACACACGAGCCUCUGCUUCUGCGCCUGUAAGACAAGGACAAGUGUAGGUCUUCUGCAGGACUCGAGAGCACAGUAUAGGACAGUCACAGGGCCUCCAUGUCGGGUUUCUUGCGUUACCCGUUCUGUUGGAAUAGAUCCGCAGUGGAUGCCACUUAUGAAGCGGGCUGUGAGGAUGCAGGACUCAGGUCAGCCUGAGGCUGAUGAUGGGAGGGCUCCUUUUGGCAGGAACCCUUGGCCAGGCUGGAUGGCGCAGUGGAUGCAUUUUUUUUUCUUUUACUCUGUGGAGUUUUACUGCCUUUCCUGGUUUCAGGGAACCAGUAGCCUGAAUCUUGAGGUGUUUUCUCUUGGAUUUGGGGCUGUCAAAGCCAAGUUUCCAUAAUCUGAAGACCAACACUAUCUGGAUAGUAGGACUUCUUGGAUGGCUUGUGUAGCUCUCUGGAAGGAAACCUAUCUGACAGCACAGAAAAGAUUCGGGAGGUGGGGGUCCUGCAUCCCAAAGUAGGUCCUUCAAUCUGCCGUGAUUUUUGUUACUUAAUAGUGUCCAGCAUGGCCCAUGCCAUGCACCUUCUCCCCUGUAUUCUCCACUCCUGCAGACUGUAGGCAAACUGCUAGUCUUUAAUGGAACCACCGCAUACGUGCUGUUACUCAACCAGAAAAAGUUUGGAUCCCGAGAAAGCAAAUAAACAUUUCAAGCAUUUUGGGGAUCUACCAAGUCUUUCAUCAAACCUAA
Rattus norvegicus (Norway rat) is the source of this 3357-nucleotide messenger RNA. RefSeq names its product myozenin 3 (gene Myoz3). The record is from RefSeq and is marked validated. The transcript is spliced from 7 exons. Bases 164 to 910 code for a protein of 248 amino acids. Gene Ontology annotation, cellular component: Z disc; cytoplasm; organelle. NCBI's taxonomy places the organism in Eukaryota, Metazoa, Chordata, Mammalia, Rodentia, Muridae.